Molecule: messenger RNA, 2005 nt
Organism: Saccostrea echinata
Lineage: Eukaryota; Metazoa; Mollusca; Bivalvia; Ostreida; Ostreidae
Product: NF-kappa-B-activating protein-like
Exons: 9
Coding region: 82-1356 (424 amino acids)
Biological process (GO): regulation of gene expression
Cellular component (GO): nucleus
Molecular function (GO): chromatin binding
Source: RefSeq, a predicted model, not a curated record
UUCAGUACAACGUAAAAAAAUAUACUGAAAACGUUUUAACUUAAGUGUAUUGUUACUCAAGUUAGAUAUAAUCCACUGGAAAUGGGGAGAUACAGCUCCAGCCCUGAUGUCAGAAGAAGGAAGGCUUCGUACUCUAGCAGCGAUUCCUCAGUAGACUCAGAUGACAGUUCUCGUGAAAGAAAUAGGUCAAGGUCACGAGACAUACAACAAAGGAAAACAAAAAAGAGUCAGAAAAAUAGGCGCUCAAGAUCAAGAUCAAUUGAUAGAAAAAGACACUCUAGGUCAAGGUCAUUUGAGAGAAAAAGGGAUUCCCGUUCUAGAUCAAGUUCACCUGAAAGAAAAAGACGUUCAAGGUCAAGGUCAUUUGAUAAAAAGAGACGCCAAAAAUCUAGAUCUCCUGACAGAGGAAGAAAUUCAAAUGGUUAUUUACACUCAGACAAACGUUCAGCUCAUUCACCAUGGAGACACAGGUCAAGGUCACCUAUUUUUGAACCGUCAUCAUCCAGAGGGGAUAUGUAUGGACAUGAUGAUAGAUCAUCUCCAAGGAGAUUCAACAGAGAGGAAGGGAAUGGUGACAGAUCACAUCAUUUUCAUGGUCAUGGCAGAAUGGCUCGCUACAACAGAGGUCACAAUGGCAUGCUACCCGACUUUUUUGACAGACGUAGAGAAGAGAGAGAAAGAAUAGGAGAGAUGGGAAUCUUUGAAUGCUGGGGCCAUUCACCAACACAUGCCUCUAUUUCAGACUCAGAAUCUGAGUCGGACAGUGGCAAGUCAGCUGGAAGUGAUUCUUCCUCAGAGGACAAAAAGAAAAGGUAUAAAAAGAAAAAGAAGAAAGAGAAAAAACACAAGAAGAAAAGCUCAAAGAGUAAAAAGAAAAAGAAAUCCAAGAAAAGGAGAAAGAAAGAAACGGACUCGAGUGCCAGCGAGUCCGAGAGUGAAGAAGAGAUGUGGCUCGAGAAGAAAGUGGACACAGUGGAGGAGGAGGAUGUAGUUGGUCCUCAACCUUAUCAACCAGAGAAUACUGUCUCUAGGAUGGACUAUGGUAAAGCCUUGCUGCCUGGAGAGGGUGCCGCUAUGGCCGCAUAUAUCGCUGAGGGAAAGAGAAUCCCCAGAAGAGGAGAGAUUGGACUGACCAGCGAUGAGAUAGCAAGCUUUGAGCAAUCAGGCUACGUCAUGAGUGGCAGCAGACAUCGUCGAAUGGAGGCUGUCCGUUUGAGGAAGGAGAACCAGAUCUACAGUGCAGAUGAAAAGCGAGCUUUGGCUAACUUCAACCACGAAGAGAGAUCCAAGAAAGAGAAGAAGAUCCUCACACAGUUCAAAGAGAUGAUAAGAAAGAAAACGGAAAGCAAGCAAUAGAACCAAUAUCUAUAUAAUGAUUCUAAGAGAGAGAAGAUUUUUGCACAUACAAGGACUGAGGGUGAUACAAAAGAAGAUGGAAGAAAAAAAACAAUAGAACUGAUACUUACUCAUUAUUCUGUAAAAGAAAUCAUGGAUUCUGAAGUGAGAUGUGCAAGUGUACUUUUUGUAAUUGUACAUACAUGUAUAAAAGACUUGUGAUUUGACACUGAAAAAAAUUAAUAUUAUAUUUAUAAAAGCUUUGUUUAGAUUUCUUUGAUAAAUUUCUUGAAUGUAUUUAUUGAAUGUAUCUCUCAUGAUUAUUAACAAAUAGCAUACCAGUAUAUUGAUAAGGCAACUCAGCAACCCACUUAUUUUCAUAAAACAAAAUCUCUUUUUAUUUGAACAUUGUUAUAUUUAUAUUUCUUAAGUCCAUACGAGAUGAAUUCAUGCCAUAGUUAAUCCAUAUGUAGGUGUACAUAGACUACCUACAACAUUGUUAAAGGUAGGCUUAUGGGAAAAUACAUGAUUGACUACAGGAACAACAACAACAACUAGAAAGUCUGCUAUUGCAAGCAAUAGCGUAUGUCGCCCCGAACUGGCUUUAUCAGAAAUGGUCUUAUAGUGUAUUAUUCUGUUCUAUUAAUAAUAAUUUUAAUUUCCUCAAAAA